This is a messenger RNA of Malaclemys terrapin pileata, 10866 nucleotides long. RefSeq names its product zinc finger protein 34-like. Gene Ontology annotation, biological process: regulation of transcription by RNA polymerase II. The transcript is spliced from 11 exons. Bases 5036 to 6301 code for a protein of 421 amino acids. The record is from RefSeq and is a predicted model, not a curated record. Gene Ontology annotation, molecular function: RNA polymerase II cis-regulatory region sequence-specific DNA binding; DNA-binding transcription factor activity. NCBI's taxonomy places the organism in Eukaryota, Metazoa, Chordata, Testudines, Emydidae.
GGGAGUUCUCCAGGUGAAGGAGGAGCAAAUACAGGACCCUUGGGGUGUGAGACACCAUGGAAGAGACCUUUAAAGACAAUCCAUGGACUGAUCUACAAUGGAAAGAGACUGUCACGGAGUCACCCGGGCGAUGAUCUGGAACUACUCCAUAUGAAGCCAGUCAGGACUCUGGGGGAGCGUGCCUCCUCUCUGUGAGCAUACUGUCUCCAGGGCAAGAAGCUUACACAGCUUCGACCUUCCUGGGUCUGACCUCAGAGCAUUCAGCAUCCCCUUCCACACCAUGCGCUUCCCGCAGCGAGUCUGCCCGGGAGGGGCUCCUGGGGAAGCCAGAGGGCCCUGCACCCCAACUCCACAGUCAGAUGUGACUCUCAGCCAGCUGGUAAAACAGAAGGUUUAUUAGUCGACAGGAACACAGCAUAGAACAGAACUUGUUAGCACAGAAAUCAGUGACUUUCAGCCAAGUCCAUCUUGGGGGGAGGGGAGCCCAGAGCCAGGGCUUUGGCCCUCCCCCUGAGCCCCAAGCCAGCCGAGACUGACUCACUUCCAGCUGCCUGGCCCCUGUCCUACCCAUUGCUCCUCCUUCAGCCUUUAUCUCGCUUUAGGAGCCACGAGUCACCUAGUCACAUCCCCCUCCUGGGUCUCGGGUUACGAAGGGGCGGCCAUAGCAUCUGUGUAGGCAGCUGGAGCAACCCCUGAAGAAGUCACACACCCUUAUUCCCACCACCUAGUGAUUGGUGCAAUACACAGGGAAACUGAGGCACACACACAUACAACAUAACAAGGGAAAAUCCCCACUUCAUCACAGAGACUAAUAAAGAAAUAACACCUUCAUUAGGAGUUUUACAUGCAAUAGGCCCGAGGUUUAACUCUUUAGAAUGCUUUUCCCAAUUACAAAAAUACCUUUCUUUCUUUUCAAAUGCAAAAUAGAGAUUUCACAAUGGUAGCAAGCUGUGACAGGAGUGCCCCAUCCACCACAACUCGCUACUCUUGGAUCAGAGGAAGGGGAAAGGUGAGAGGUAGCAAGUUGUAGCACCCAUCACAACUUGAUACCACUGAGCUAUAGCCUGGGGAAAGAUAGAGAAUGAAGAAAGGGCGGAGGUAGCAAAUCGUGAUGGGGAUGUCCCCAGCCCUCAAAAUCUGCUAUCUCUGGGUUAGGGUAUGGGGAAAGGCACAGGCAGCAAAUUGUGAUGGGGCAGCAAAAGAGAAUGCCCAGGUGUUAGUAGCUUCUAGCAGUAGCAAAUCAUGCUGGUGGCAUAUUUCUAUCCCCAGGGGGAUCACAGGGAGUGGGUGAUGGUAGCCGUAGUCACUAGAGGGGUCUGGCUAUUUGCUAACUGAGGGGGGUGGGGCUGCUCUCUCUCUCUGAGGCAGCAUAUUGGGGCUGAACUUCUGGGUCACAUGCUGAUUCUGCCUCUGAGUCCAUUGGCAUCUGGGAUCUCAGGCUCUGCUGAUUGUUAUGGGGGGAGGGAUAAGCUCACUGGUUUGAGCAUUGGCCUGCUAAACCCAGGGUUGCGAGUUCAAUCCUUGAGGGGGGCCAUUUAGGGAUAUGGGGCAAAAAUCUAAUUGGGGAUUGGUCCUGCUUUGAGCAGGGGGUUGGACUAGCUGAUCUCCUGAGGUCCCUUCCAACCCUGAUAUUCUAUGAUUCUUUAUCAGCUAAAGAUAUUUAGCUGCUCCCCUGAGCGCCUGCAGGAGCCGAGCCAGCUCCGGGAGAGCGAAUGCCCCGGCCGGGCCAGUGACCGAGUCUCCCAGCCCGAGAGGAGGGGGUGGGAGGGAGACAGGGAUAGAGACUGGCAGGGGCAGCAGGAGCAAUCAGUGGGGAGGGAGGUUCCCGGCUCCCAUCACUGCCCAGCUCCAUUUCCUGCAGCACCCCGUGGCAGAUUGACUUUCCUGGGACAAGGUGAGGGGCAGGGAGAGGAAAAACCACUUCCUGCCUCUGCCUAUUCUCCAGGGCUCUGAGGAAGCGAAAUCUGUAAAGAUGACCACUCGUGAUGAAUCUGAUAAAGUGGCUCCGUUUUUAUACCCUUAUGGCAGACAUCACACAGGGGUCUAGACGUCUGACUGUGUAUCCCCUCACCUCUUCCAUACUCUGAUAGGAAGGGGAGGCAAAAUUGAUCCCCUCCUCCCUCUCCUCUGGGAAAGGGUGUUGGGGACCAGGACAUGGGUGGUCAUGUCUAGUGGUCAAAGCAGGAGUCAGUCCUAAUGGUCAGAGCCAUGGGUCACAGCCAGGAUCAGGAACCUGCAGCCAAGGGUCAGAACUGGAAUCUGAGGCUGGAUGCCAGAACCCAGGGUUACAGCUGAAGUCAGAAAUGGGAGGUGAGGGCUAGAAGCAGUUACCUGGAUUGAGGCAAGGAAAGGGCAAGGCAGGAGUAAGGCUGGGAAUAAGCAGGAGCUACCACAGCCAUGGGCAAAUACACUGAACAGCCACAGCAGGUCUGCUAAGCCCCUCAGCCCCUGGUGGCUUGGCCCAUCAGGCAGCUCAAAUGGGGCCCAGCUGUGCUCAUUACUGUGCCUGGGGUUCAGCUAGCGGGUCCUUGCUCCUGACCAAGGACUGGGAGGGGUAUUUGAUUGAUUUAUCUCCUGGGCAGUUAGCUGGGUUUGUUCUGCCUUGUUUUACCCACGUUAGCAGGUGUAAUAUCCUUGUGGCUUCCUGCCCAGCAUGACUCACCCCUGGCUGGAGCUCCCAUUUUCUUUGAGUGUUCAGCUGUGAUGUGGAGGUGGAGGUGGAAUUGGUCCCCUCCUUUGUUUCCUCUGGAGAAGCGUUUUUUUUCCCGGGGGGUGGUGUUCUGCUGAUCUUCCCAGCAGUUACUUUGGUUUGUUUCUGUGAUGCAAGAACCCCAGGAUGCCAGGUGGCAAGGGGGUUACAGGAAUGUCCUGAUUCUUGUAAGUACAUUGUGUUUCACCAAAGAAUGACCUGUGCAGUCUUAAAUGAAAAUUGGGGUCACAGUGGAAAUUAAUAUUGUUGUGAAAUAUAUGUACGGAUCCUGCGGAAGGGGGUGUGUCUAGAUCCUGAAAAUAUGGUUUAAAGUCUGUGUCAUGGCAGAGUUGUGUGACGCAGUAGGGAGCGGGGUGGAUUGACCCAGGAAUGUCAUCUAGUUUUACUGGGACUGUCUGCAUUGGGGAUGGGAUAGCAGGGGAUGAGCCUGUAACCUGAGCCAGGAAGGGGGUGGGGCCAGGUGACACCUUUGCCAGGGUAACUGGACAAAGGCUAGAGGAGGAGCUGGGGGGAGGGGAGAGAGCCUGCUGGAGGUUUUUUUGCUUUCAGUUUUGUGCUGGGUGGUGGAAUGCAGGGAACCCCAAGGCUGCGGUCUAAGCUCCCUGCCCCCCAGAAGGACUCGACUGCGGGGUCCUGGUUGUACCUACAAGCUCUGUUUUAGACUGCGUUCCUAUUGUCCAAUAAACCUUCCAUUUUACUGGCUGGCUGAGGCCUUGGCUACACUGGCAAUUCACAGCGCUGCACUUGCUGCGCUCAGGGGUGUGAAAAAACACACCCCCCCCCCCCGAGCGCAGCGAGUGCAGCGCUGUAAAGCGCCAGUGUAAUCAGCGCCUGCAGCGCUGCACGCUCUCUCGCAGCGCUGCAAGCUAUUCCCCUCGGAGAGGUGGAGUACCGGCGCACCAGGCAGAGGCUGCUACAGAACUUUUACUGGCCCAGGGUCUUUACCAUUGUCCAUCAAUAUUGCCAAUCCUGUGACCCCUGUCAGAGGGUGGGGAAGGCCCGGAACAAGGGGAAAGCAGCUUUGAGACCUUUGCCAAUCAUAGAGGAACCUUUCCAGAAGGUGGCCAUGGACAUAGUGGGACCUCUCAGCAAGGUGACCCGGUUGGGAAAGAAAUACAUUCUGGUGGUGGUAGAUUUCGCCACCCGCUACCCUGAGGCAGUGUCUUUAGCUUCCAUUGAAGCAGAUGCGCUCCUGACCAUUUUCAGCCGAGUGGGGUUCUCCAAGGAAGUCUUGACAGACCAAGGAUACAACUUCAUGUCGGCCCUGCUCCGGUGCUUGUGGGAGAAAUGUGGGGUCCGGCACAGCUUAUCAUCCCCCAGUCCAAUGGGCUGGUGGAGAGGUUCAAUGGAACUCAAAAGUUUUUAGCAUCAUCUUUAAUGAACCAGCACCCGCAGGAUUGGGACAAGUACUUACCUCACCUGCUGUUCGCGUACAGGGAGGUACCCCAGGAGUCUACUGGAUUUUUGCCUUUCGAACUGUUAUAUGGAAGUAGGGUAAGGGGGCCCCUGGACCUGAUGAGAGACGAAUGGGAGGGGAAGGCCACUCCCGAUGGAGAGUCAGUGGUGGAGUAUGUCCUGAUCUUCUGAGAGAGACUUGCUGAGCUCAUGGGCCUGGUCAGGGAGAAUUUAGCCAGACCCCAGAGGAAGCAGAAGGUCUGGUAUGACCACAUGGCGCAGGCCUGCGUCUAUGCCACCGGGGAUCAGGUGAUGGUUCUCAUCCCCGUGAAGAAAAACAAACUACAGGCUGCUUGGGAAGGUCCUUUCAAGGUUGUCAAGCAGCUAAAUGAGCCAAGUACAGUGGUUUAUUUUACAACAAGUGGGGAGAUUUCAGCUGGUGAAGAUGAGCCACCUGGGGUAGUAGAGAACAUACAGGAAGGGGAGGAAGAAGAGCCUAUAUACAUGGUGGUGGCCAAGGUAUCGUUGGAGGAUGGUGAGGCCAAGAGUCAGGCAGUAACUGACAAUUGCUGGUCAAAUGGCAAUAUCAUCAUGAUAACUAAGCUGGAGUCAUACAGGAUUACAGCCAGGGUACGUAGCGAGUUGCCAUCAGAAGCAGAGCGGUCUGAGACAGAAUUGCAAGAUGAGUAACAGGGAUCAUAGAUGAGAUGGAGAGACAGACAAUGCCCAACAGCAUGGUCACUAGGAAUGAUGACAUUUCAGAAACAGAAGAGGGGGUGAUCUAGACCUCUUUAGCGGAUUAGUCGGAUAAAGAGAACCAGCCUUCUGGAAGAAUAAAUCUGAUAUGUACAUGCUGCUUUUGCAAAAAGGAGACUUAAAAGAAAACCUAUAGCAAAGUUGUCUCAUUCCCUUGAGAGACGGGGAAAGGAAAUGGCUGGAGUGGAGCUGGUGACCUUUGAGGAUGUGGCUGUGUAUUUCACGGAGGAAGAGUGGGCUUUGCUAGACCUGGGUCAGAGAGCCCUGUACAGGGAUGUCAUGCAGGAGAAUUAUGAGACUGUGACCUCGCUGGCAAAACCUGACAUGAUCUCCCGGCUGGAACAAGGGGAGGAGCCGUGGGUCCCUGAUCUCCAGGGCUAUGAGGAAGGGGAGAUCCUGAGGAAUGUCCACACAGAAGGUGAGGGGAUGAUGAGUGAGAAUGAGGAGGAGAAUCCUCAGCAGGAAGAUCCUGAGCAAGUGGAUCUACAUGGGAUGGUAUCCGGAAGAGCUGAAAAGGACAUUUCCCAGAAUCCUGAGGAGCCAGACAUCUGUGAGAGCCAGCACAGGCCAGAGAGGCAGCAGGAAAACCACUCAGAGGAGAGAUGGGCUAAAUUGACUCUCAGAAGCAGACGGGUCAAGAAAAUCAAAGAAACUGUUGAACAGAGAAACCCCACUAUAGAGAGACCCUACACUUGUGGGGAUUGUGGGAAAAGCUUCACUUGGAAAUCAGUCCUUAUUAUUCACCAGAGAAUCCACACAGGAGAGAGACCCUAUAAGUGUCUGCACUGUGGGAAAAGCUUCAGACAGAGUUCAGCCCUUAUUACACAUCAUACAAUCCACACAGGAGAGAAGCCCUAUAAUUGCCCUGACUGUGGGAAAAGCUUCAACUGCAGCUCAACCCUUAUUCAACAUCAUAGAAUUCACACGGGAGAGAAACCCUACAAAUGCAGUGACUGCGGGAAAAGAUUCAGUGUGAGCUCUCACCUUCUGUCACAUCAGAGAACCCACACAGGAGAGAGACCCUAUGAAUGCUCCAAGUGCAGGAGGAGUUUCAGUCAAAGUUCACAGCUUCUAUCACAUCAAAGAACCCACACGGGAGAGAGACCCUAUGAGUGCCCUGUGUGUGGGAAAAACUUCAGUAGGAGCUCAACUCUUAUUACUCACCAGAGAAUCCACACAGGAGAGAAACCCUACAAAUGCAAUGAGUGUGGGAAAAACUUCAGUGUGAGCUCACACCUGCUAUCACAUCAGAGAACCCACACGGGAGAGAGACCCUAUGAAUGCCUCCAGUGUGGGAAAAGCUUCAGUCAGAGCUCACACCUUAUUAGACAUCUGAGAAUCCACACAGGAGAGAAACCCUAUAAUUGCCCCAACUGCGGGAAACGCUUCAGUCACAGCUCAUCCCUUACUAAACAUCAGAGAAUCCACACAGGAAAGUAAUGAUAUAACUACCCCAACUGUGGGAAAAGCUUCAGAGUUCAGAUUUCACUAAUCACCAGAGAAUCAACAUGGGGGGAGACACUGCAAAUGCAGUGAAUGUGAGAAAAGAUUCAGUCAAAGCUCACAGCUCCUAUCUCAUCAGAAGAGAGACCCUAUGAAUGCUCCUAGUGCAGGAAAAGCUUCAGAGAGGUCAAACCUUAUUAUUCACCAAAGAAUCUCAUGGGGGAGAAACUCUUUCAAUGUCCCGAGUGGGGGAAAAGUUUCAGAACGACUCAGCCCUUACUACACAAUAGAGAAUCCACGGUGGAGAGAGACCCUACAAGUGUAUGGACUGUAGUAAAAGCUUCAGUCAGAGCUCAGCCCUUAUUAUACAUCAUACAAUCCACACAGGAGAGAAGCCCUAUAUCUUCUCUGACUGAAGGAAAAUCUUCAGUUGAAGCUCAACUCUUAGUCAACAGCAGGGAAUCUACAUAGGAGAGAAACCCUACAAAUGCAGGGAGUGUGGGAAAAGCUUCAGUGUGAGCUCACAUCUUCUAUCACAUCAGAGAACCCACAGGGAAGAGAGACCCUAUAAGUGACCCAACUGUGGGAAAUGCUUCUGGCAGAGCCUAAACCUCAUAAGAAAUUCCACAAAGGACACACAUCAUAGAAGUGCCCUUGUUAGGGAUGACCUUUUCCAAUUCCCAUGAAUUUCAGACUAGGCUGGAAUAGCCAUGUAAUGAGGAUAUGCAAUGGGUAGUUAUUAAAACAGAAAAUGAAAUCACUUUAUUGGGACAGAGUUGUACAGAGCAAGAGGCUAGAAUGGGAUUAGAUUGUAACUUCUUGAGAAGUUCUGAACACUGAUCAUGCUCCAUUCAGGUGUUACACAUCUAGAACAAUCUUUAUGUUAUAUACUAUGACUUCUCAUUUAUUCUUGAUAGUGUUUUAGGCCCAAAUCCACCAUUGUGACACUCAGAUAAUUAUAAUGCCUAACUUUUAGGUUGUUCACAGGAACAACACUGGGAUCCACAAAGCCCAAGUUAGAUAUCCAGGCUCCCUAUACAAUGAAGGGGAAGAGAAUUAAUCUUAGAAUGUGAUUCACAAAAGCCUUUGCAUUAGGUGGGGAGCUGCCUAAGCUAAUCGGUAGGAGAUGCCAAUGAGAAGGGUAUGUUCUAAGCCCUGCCCAUCUCAUGGAGAUAGGCACCUAUCUCUGUUUCUGAUUCAUGAACUGGGGAAGUUAGACACUCCUCUGCUGAUGGCAUCCAAACCAGUUGGUGUGUUCAGACAAAACAGCUGUGGUGGGAAAGGAGGAUCUCACUCAUAACUUUUAGCCCCAUCAUUAGGGCACUUGCCCAGGAUGUGGGAGACCUCCCCGACUUCAAGUCCCACCUCCAUCUGAUGAAACAAAGGGAUUUGAGUGGUAUCUGUCACCUCUCAUGUGAGUGCCCUGGCCACGAAACUAUGGAUUAGUCUGAUACAGAGAUCCUUCAGUUUCUCCUUAUGAAACAGUUCCACUGGAUAUAAAUACUAAAAGAGUCCUUUGGCUAGAGAGAGAGAGAGUUGGAAUGACUCUGCAGCAUUGUGAUUAGGCAACCACCCCAUAAGGUAGGUGAUUGAGUCCAGUUCCUUUCCUCCAUUGACUCUUUAAGUUUCCUUGAAGACAGAAUCCUAAGUCCCACCAUGAAGGAGACUUCACACUGAACAACAGAAGGCAGGGUGAGAAAUUCCACCUAGUAAAAAGUGCAGAAGGAUUUAGGAAAUCCAUGCUUGUUGCUAAAAUUCCAUAGGGAAUUUAUGCACUUUGAAUGAAGUCAGAAUUUGUUCUUUCAGAGCAUAAUUAUUGUUUCCUUAGAACACUGAACCCAUUGGAGUUCAGAUCUAUUCCAUAAAUCCAGACUCUUGGGACAGUAGGAACUCUUAGUUAGGCUUAUAUGACUUUGGUAUUUUCCAACAACUUCCACCCAACUAUGAAAAAUAUUGUAGUGUUUCAGUGAAAUCACUGCCUCCAUCAAUGGGAGAGUUUCUCCUGAUGGCAUAGGUACUCCAUCUCUUGGAGAGGCAGUAGCUAGGUCAAUGGGAGAUUUUGCCCUUUGACCUUGCACUUUUUACACCGGGGGGUCAGAUCAGUUUAAAUGUGCAGCUGAGAGAGGAGGGAUUUUUCAGACCAGUGAGUAAUGUAGUCAGACCAACCUAAUUUCCUAAUGUAGCUCAAGCCUUAGAUCUCUCUCCCUUACAACAUUACACUCUAUGUGGGAGUGAGAAAAGCUAUCUUCUAACUUCAACAUCUUUAGUCAAUAUUUAUGUUCUAAAUUUUAGAAUACUUUUAUUCUAAUUUUAAUUGUGUGAUGUGUUUUUAACUACAAGAGUUAUCAAAUGUGAUAAUACCUUAUAUUCCACACUAGCCUCAUUUCACCCUUGGGGUGGUAACUUAACUAGUUUAUCUUUGUCUAUUUUAAAUACCAAAAGUAGGUUACUUUGUGAUAGUUCUCUUUCUACACUUGAACAGUGUUUACUCAUUGGUAUACAGAAUUAUGUAGCUCUCUCUCUUUUCUGCCAAUUACUUCAAUCACCAGGAUCUUCCUGUCUGUUAACUCUAAGAAUACUCUCUCAGCCUGCUUGAUUAGCUGUCAUUUGAAUACCAUGGUUAAUCAAACUGCUUUCUGAAUUUUCACACUUGUAAAAUUGCCUAUUAGCUCCACUAAAUCAAAACUAAUCCUCUCUGCUCUGCACUGUUGUAUAAUAAUCACAUUGGGUGAUUCUUGUACCUCCACUUUUGUAUGUCAUUGUAGUAAUUUCCAGCUAGACAUGUUUAUCUAAACUCUGCUGAAUUUCGAGCUGUAGUAAUCAGAUGACUCUGAUUUUGCCUUAAAAAUCUUGCUUAGCCUCAAAAUACUACCUUUUUGAGACAGAAGUAAAAGUAGCAGCAAUGGUUUUGCUAGUUUUUGUUACAUUGACAAUACUUUCAGUUAUAUUCUCCUACCCAGCCUAUCUAGUUUUAUUCAGUGUUAGUUUAAAAGUUUGAAUAUCAAGUUGAAGUAUAAUUGUUGUAAUUUAUUUGCUUUACUGAGUUUAUACUUGGUUAUUUGUCCUGCUUUGAGCAGCAGGUUGGACUAGAUGACCUCCUGAGGUCCCUUCCAACCCUGGUAUUCUAUGAUUCUAUGUUCUGAUACUAUUGCUUUAAGUUUAGCUUUUAAAUUAUGUUAAUAAUUUUUAGUUACUAGUUAUUCUUAAUUAGGGCAAACAACCUCUUGAUGUGGUUUAUGAAUAUUUAAUGGAAUCCCAUUCUGAUUAUUUCUCAUAGCUGUUUCAAUUUUAUAUUCAGUUUUAUAACACUAGUCCAUUCAUAGAAUCAUAAAAAAAGUAGGACUGGAAGGCACCUGAAGAAGUCAUCAAGUACAGCCUCCUGCACUGAGACAGGACCAAGUAAACCUAGAUCAUACCUGAUAAGAAUUUGCAUAACCUGUUCUUAAAAACCUCCAGCAAUGAUUAGGACCUAUGGAUUACAGUGGACAAGAAGCUGGAUAUGAGUCAACAGUGUGCCCUUGUUGCCAAGAAGGCUAACGGCAUUUUGGGCUGUAAAAGUAGGGGCAUUGCCAGCAGAUCAAGGGAUGUGAUCAUUCCCCUCUAUUCGGCAUUGGUGAGGCCUCAUCUGGAGUACUGUGUCCAGUUUUGGGCCCCACACUACAAGAAGGAUGUGGAAAAAUUGGAAAGAGUCCAGCAAAGGGCAACAAAAAUUAUUAGGGGACUGGAACACAUGACUUAUGAGGAGAGGCUGGGGGAAGUGGGAUUGUUUAAUCUGCAGAAGAGAAGAAUGAGGGGGGAUUUGAUAGCUGCGUUCAACUACCUGAAAGGGGAUUCCAAAGAGGAUGGAUCUAGACUGUUCUCAGUGGUACCAGAUGACAGAACAAGGAGUAAUGGUCUCAAGUUGCAGUGGGGGAGGUUUAGGUUGGAUAUUAGGAAAACUUUUUCACUAGGAGGGUGGUGAAGCACUGGAAUGGGUUACCUAGGGAGGUGGUGGAAUCUCCUUCCUUAGAGGUUUUUAAGGUCAGGCUUGACAAAGUCCUGGCUGGGAUGAUUUAGUUGGGAAUUGCUCCUGCUUUGAGCAGGGGAUUGGACUAGAUGACCUCCUGAGGUCCCUUCCAACCCUGAUAUUCUAUGAUUCUAUUCCACCACCUCCCUUGGAAAGCCUAUUUCAGAGCUCAACUACCUUUAUAUUUAGAAAGUUUUUCCUAAUAUCUAACCUAAAUCUCCCUUGCUGCAGGUUAAGAACAUUAGUUCCUGGUUUUCCUGAGCUAGUUAGAUGAGAAGCAAUUAAUUCAUAAUUCCAUCUAAUUAAUUGUGCCAUUAUCUUCAUAUAAGUAAGAGUUUGAAAAAGGAAAGGUAGCUAAUAGCUCAGGGCACUGGCCACUCUGUGAGCCACAUGACUUUUUCUAUUGCUUUUUCUCUUUCUGUAUCUUCUGCUACAAUAAACAUGCCUGUCCUGUAACAUGUUAAAUUUUUUCAACCAUCACAGUGCCAUCAUCUUUACUGAAGAUGGAGGGAGGGCUGCAGGGGUCUGGGAGAAAGGGUGAGCAAUAAGCAUAAUG